UGUUAUUUUUGAUAAGCAGUAAGGGUGCCUGAUGUGGGCGUUUCGGAAGGUCGGCUAGCCAUCCUGUGUCGUGUUAAGUGAAUAAACACUGAGGCCUUUGUAGGACUGGUGGUGCCAGGCACACGGUCCACAAUCUCCACUUUAUACACACAAACCACCCCUUAAUGUUUUCACCAGUAUGACUCACAAGGUGAACUGUAUGUUAUCUGAGUCAUUUUUAUCACGUCUGGACAUCUUUGAAAUAUUCACCUGGACUAUCUCAUCCUCCCUUCAAAUGCCUAUACCUCAAAUGAAAUCCUGCCACUCCCCUCAGAAGCUUAAGACAUUUACUUUGAAACUCUCUUUGUAUUUCUCAACAUAGAGCACUCUCCUUGAAUGUAGGCUGUGUUUCUUCUUGGGCGGCUCCUAUCUCUCCACUCAGUGCAAUGGAUUUACUUUUACUUCUCAGUGAGUCUCCUGUCAGGAGCACCCAAGGAGAAAGCCCUGGCUCUGAGGAACGUCAAUGAGACGGGCGCCAUCUACUCCUGUCCUGUCACCACAGAGCUUAACGACUGUGAAAGGAUGGACUUGGUCAGCUCCACGGACUCGUCUGAGAUGGUGGAGGGGAUGUGGCUGGGAGUGACUGUGGCCAGCCAGAGAGACCUGCCAGGGGGUCGAGUGCUGGCUUGUGGGCAUCGCUACGUGAAGGUGGUGCGGGGGGGCGCGGAGGAGCAGCUGCGGAUGGUGGGGAAGUGCUACGUCAGGGGCAAUGACCUGACCUUCGACCCCAACGACGAAUGGCAGGACCACAGCUAUGAGGUGUGCAACCCCAACUUCGACAUGGAGCUGGAGGGCUUGUGCAACAUGGGCAUCUCGGGGGGCAUGACCGACACGGACGUCUACAUCGGCUCUGUGGGCAGCUACGUGUGGCAAGGCAACGUUCAUGUAACGUGGAGAGACCCUGAUCCAGGAAACGCAUGGGACUCAAGUGACAAAGACUUUGGGCAACUGAACAGACGAUACGGCUACAUGGGUUACUCUGUCAAUGAGGACAAGAAGCUGCUGAGUCAAGACUACUUCACGGUAGUGACGGGGUCUCCCAGAGAUGAAUCCAAGGGCUCAGUGAUGCUGGCUAAGAAGGGCAACACAGCGUUGGUGACCAAGUUCAUCAUCCCAGGAGAGCAAGUGGGCUCGUACUUUGGGAACAGCCUAGCUGUCACCGACCUCAACAAUGACAACUGGAAUGACCUGAUCGUAGGUGCCCCAUUCUACUUUGACCGUCAGAAGGAGGAGGGAGGAGCGGUGUACGUCUUCAUGAAUGAGAACGGCUCUUUCCAGAAGACACCUAGCAUGGUACUGAAGGGUCCUACGGCAUCUGGCUUUGGAUUCGCCGUGGCAGCCAUUGGCGACGUCAACCAAGAUGGAUUCCAAGACUUUGCAGUAGGAGCCCCAUUCCAUGAGACUGGGAAUGUCUACAUCUGGAUGGGAAGCAAGAAGGGAAUCUCUGAGGAGCCUAGUCAGGUUAUUGAGGGGAAGUCAGUGGGUAGUGGUGGGUUCCAGACUUUUGGCUAUUCCAUCAGUGGAGGUAUGGACAUGGAUGAGAACAGUUACCCUGACCUCCUGGUUGGUUCUCUGGAUGACCGCAUCGCUCUGCUCAGGGCUCGUCCAGUUAUCCAUCUCUCUAAGAACUUCACCGUGCUGCCAGAGAUUGUGGACCCUAACCUUUGUCCCCGUGGAAACAAAUCCUGUGUGACUGUGACAGUGUGUUUCUCCUACACACUCAGCAAUGGAAACAAAGAUUUCAAGAAAAACAUCAUGGUGAAGUACACAGUGGAAGCCGACAUGCAUCGCCGGAGCCCUCGAGUUCUCUUCCUUGUCAAUAAGCUUGCCACCUACACAGGCCUCCUUACCAUGCCAUCUCCCAAGACCGAGUGUCAGGUGCUGGAGCUCAGACUAGAGGAUCCUGUGAGGGACAAACUGGAGCCGGUGGUUUUCUCCCUCAACGUGUCCCUGGAUGAGCAGAAACCCAAAGUUAGAAAGGCCCUGCAGAACCUGGACUCCUACCCUGUACUGAGCCACAAACAGAAAGUGACUGAGAGGAAAGAGAUCAACUUCCAGAAGGAGUGUGGCUCAGACAACAGGUGCACCAGUAACCUGCAGCUAACAGCUGCGUUUGCGAACGAGUUACUGAAGCCUUACCCCAGUCAGGGGAAACGCCAAUUGCUGCAGUACAGCAGUAAUGUGAAAAAGGUGGUGCUACUUGUGGAGAUAACUAACGUGCCAGGCCCUGGGAAGGUAGCUGAGGACGCCCACCAGGCCAUGCUCAACAUCUCCACCCCCUCCACGCUCCGUUACUCUGGCGUGCGCUCCCAUGAUACUGGUGUAGAAUGUCGUGCUGGAGAGACUGUUAUGUGUGAGCUGGGGAAUCCACUGAGGAGCAAUGAGAAGGUCUCUCUGCAGCUCAUCUUUGAAACAACAGGGAUCAACCUCCAAACCAGGGAGAUUGAGUCUCAGUUGCUGUUGUCCACGUUGAGUGAGCAGAAUGACCUGUACCCGGUGUCUGUGGCUCUGUUGAUAGAGACCUCCAUCCAGACCUCCUUCUCCAUAGAGAAUCCCCUGGUCCAGACCUACUUCAGCGGGGAGGUGAUGGGAGAAUCAGCUAUGAACACGACCAGUGAUGUGGGCAGUCUUGUGGAAUACACCUUCAAGGUGUCAGUGGAGGGAGAGCCUCUGGGGGCGCUGGGGAUCCUGGCCGUAGAGUUUGAGUGGCCCUUCGAGGUGACCAGUGGGAAGUGGCUUCUCUACCUGACUGAGAUCGUCACCAAGGGGACAACUGAGACCCACUGUGUCCCUCCAGGGGACAUCGUCAAUCUUCUCAACCUCACAUUGUCCAAGAACAGGAGCAAACGUCCCAAGCGAGCGGUGGAGGGCGAACACCCUCGCAUCAUCGAGCCACAGGCUGUCCUUACCGUGCUGACUCCUCGUAAAGAGACCUACCUACUGGAUUGUUCAAAGUGGACAGCCCGCUGUGUGACGUUCACCUGUCCCUUGAUCAACAUGUCUACCUCUGCCAAGAUCAUUGUGAGGUCACGGGUGUGGAACAGCACUAUGCUAGAGGACUAUAAAAAUGCUUUGAGGAUUAAGGUUAGAGGUCAGGCCACACUGAAACUUGUGACGGACAACCCCACCAUCAAGAUGGAAAAUGAGACCAGAGAGUUCAUAGUGGACAUUGACCCAGUCCUUGGGGUGGAAACACCUUACGAGGUUCCCCUGUGGAUCAUCAUCGUUGCCGUGGUAGCAGGAAUCCUGCUGUUAGGAGUCAUCAGCAUCAUACUGUGGAAGUGUGGCUUCUUCAGGAGGGCCAGCAGGAGGGAGAUGUACGAGGCCAAAGGCCAGAAGGCUGAGAUGAAGAGCCAGCCCUCAGAGACGGAGAGGCUGACUGAGGACUACUGAGACAGGAGAGGCCCCCAAUGAGGGGCCAUGCUACACUCCACUAGGGCGCCUGGCUUGGCUUCUUCAAGCGGGCCAUCUACUACCGGAUUAUGCCAAAGUACCAUGGAGUGAAAAUCCGUAAGGAGGAACGCUACCAGUUUAACAUGGGCUUCCAGCCAGAGGAUCCAGACAAGAAGUACUGGAUCACCAACUGGACAGAGAUGCAACGUUACUACUACUGAAACCCUGACCUAUGACCCUGAACUCUGAACUCUUGACCUCUGCCAAAGUUCAGGAGCAUUGUGACGGAAGGACACAAGGGUUUUUGGGAUGUCACACAACUUGGAGGGCACAGCACACAGACCAAUUGUGAAUACUGAUCACUGACCACAUUGAUUCUGGAACCUUUCUCCUCUGUAGAUUUCAUCAAAAUAUUUUUUUGUUCUUUUUUUGUGCAAUAUGCCAAAUAUUCUGUUUCAGAAAUUGCAAUGUUUAAAGUAUUUUGAUGAAAGCAGUGUUGUACAUUGAAAGAGUGUUUAAAAAUCCCAGUUUGGUUGUAAAUUUGAUUUAUUUUCCUACCACUGCAUAUUUAAGUACUGAAAAAAAACAAAACCUUUGCAUGUAUAUUUUUCUUCCAUAUGAUCUAUCAGCAAGUUCCUGAGCAAAGUAGUUUUUUUGUCGCCACUGUUUCUUUUUUUAAUCAGGUGAACGAGUCUGUAAAAAUUCUUAGUGAAUGUACUGUUCCUUUCAUAUCUCUUUGUUUUAGAAUGUCCCUGAUUGUCAGUGGUUUAGUGAUGACGUCACUACAACAGUAGUUUGGGAGAUUAUUUUGAACUGUGCAGAGGUUUAUUAAUCAUCAGGAUGACUUUGUUAUGACCGAACAAUGACAGUGCCUUAAAAGAGAUCGAUUCAGUGAUGACACUCUACAGGGCCUUCAGGAAGUAUUCAAUACCCCUUGACUUAUUCCACAUGUUGUUGUGUUACAAUGCUUGAAAUCAUAAAUGGAUUAAAUAAAUAAAAAGUCUCACGCAUCUACUAACAAAACCCCAUUAUGACAAAGGGGAAACAUCUUUUUUAGAAAUGUUUGCUAAUAUAUUGAAAAUUAAAUACAGAAAUAUCUCAUUUACAUAAGUAUUCCCACCCGAUGGGUCAAUACAUGUUAGAAUCACC
This is a messenger RNA of Oncorhynchus tshawytscha (Chinook salmon), 4581 nucleotides long. RefSeq names its product integrin, alpha 3b (gene itga3b). The coding region runs from base 562 to 3432 and encodes 956 amino acids. Gene Ontology annotation, cellular component: external side of plasma membrane; integrin complex. Gene Ontology annotation, molecular function: integrin binding. Gene Ontology annotation, biological process: integrin-mediated signaling pathway; cell adhesion mediated by integrin; leukocyte migration. Lineage: Eukaryota; Metazoa; Chordata; Actinopteri; Salmoniformes; Salmonidae. The transcript is spliced from 26 exons. The record is from RefSeq and is a predicted model, not a curated record.